This is a messenger RNA of Trypanosoma conorhini, 765 nucleotides long. RefSeq names its product BRCT domain-containing protein. Bases 1 to 765 code for a protein of 254 amino acids. NCBI's taxonomy places the organism in Eukaryota, Euglenozoa, Kinetoplastea, Trypanosomatida, Trypanosomatidae. The transcript has a single exon. The record is from RefSeq and is a predicted model, not a curated record.
AUGUCAGAAAAAGUGGAUGUUGUCGUUAUUGAAUUUUACAAGGCUCACGUUAAGGCGAAUGAUGGGGUUUUGGAGGUUCUGGACUACUCAAAGAAAAUACAGAAGGAAAACGAGGAAAGGCACACGCAUCUUCAACUGCAGCUAAGCAACGCUGAGUUCCGUCUGGUGGAACAAGGGAAGGCCUCAGCCAAAAAAAUUGAGAGCCUUCUGUCGCAAGUUCGUCUCCUUGAAAACCAAAGAGAUGUUUCCGAUAAAACGAAGGAGGAAGUGUUGCGGAAGUUGAGUUCCGUUUCCAACCAACGCCUUGCUGAGAGAAAUACAAAAGAUGAACAAAUGCGCGAACUUCUUGUGGACCUGGAUACCGAAAAGCAAAACGCCCAACUUAUUGAAACCAAGCUUCAGAAGCUCCGAAAAAACUUUGAUUACGAAGUUGGAAGGAAACGGGAAUAUAAAAAGGCUUUAGAGGAAGUAAAGGCGAAGCGUGAGGAGGCAGAGAGAUAUCGAGCAACGGAGAAGGAUUGGGCAAUGAAGGCUAUUAAUCGCGCCAAUGAUGAGGUUAACUAUUGGGUAAGGAGCUUUGAGAAGCUGAAGUCUAUGUUAGAUGAGUUAUCAAGCAGAUCAGGUGCGCGAGUUUCGGCGGUUGAUCAAGCGACGAUCAACCGCUUUGAGGAGGCAAGGAACAGAAUUGUAUUACGUGACCAAGAUGUUAACACGGCUCCUUCUGAUGAAGAAACCCACAGAGUAAAACGCGCCAGAAUAGAAUAG